Messenger RNA from Amphiprion ocellaris (clown anemonefish), 1762 nucleotides. Its product is annotated as myoneurin-like. Lineage: Eukaryota; Metazoa; Chordata; Actinopteri; Pomacentridae. The transcript has 3 exons. Gene Ontology annotation, cellular component: nucleus. The coding region runs from base 104 to 1459 and encodes 451 amino acids. The record is from RefSeq and is a predicted model, not a curated record.
UCAGGUCCGGUCCGGUUCGUCUCGGUUCGUCUCGUUUCCAUCUUGACAGCAGCGGCGGCUCGGAGCUCCGUUAGCCGUGAGUUGAGCCUGUAGGAGCGGCGGGAUGUCGGUGCUGAGCGGCCGGGUGCUGCAGCAGCAGCUGUCGGUCAUCAUGGAGGCGCUGACCCGGGCGGCGGUGGCGGAGAUCGUGGAGCUGGUGGACGGAGGCUACGCGGCGCUGCAGCUGGAGAUCAGCCGCAGCCGGCAGGAGAACCAGGACCUGCGGAAGAAGCUGCACCUCAUCGAGUCCAUCGUGGUUCGCGGCGGGAAGGCGGUCGAGGACGAGCCGAAGGACGCGCCGGCCGCCGGGGAAGCACCUCGGCCAGAGACACCGCAGCAGCACCGGGAGGGAGACGGAGGAGAAGCCGCUGCUGCUGCCGGAGGAGACCGAGGAGCUGCCGGGGCGAUGCGGGAGGAGUUUCCAGACGUGGUGCUGAUUAAAGAUGAAGACUCGGACAGUAACGAUGCCUUUGAGGAAGGUGAUAAGUCACCCGUUGAUUCGGCGGCUGCAGCCAGAGACGGCGUCGCGUCGCCUCUGAUCAGCCGGCGUAUGAGGCGAUGCUGGCGAGGGACCGAAGAGGUCGAGAAGUCGUCACCCUCCGAGCAGCUCAGUCUGAAAACAUCCAAACUGACUGCAGCGACGCCGAAGAAGCCCGUGUCCGUCUAUUCUGUGGAUUCUCCUCAGAGUGAGCCGAGCUGCUCCUCUCAACUGGGCAACGAGGUGGAGAUGAAGGCCGGAGAGUCGGUGUGUUCCUUCUCCUCGCCGAUGGACCCGGACGUCCACCUGGUCCAGGAGUGUUCUCUGGUUCCUUCUGCCUCCAGCAGGCCGGUGUACUUCAGCGGCGGCACCUUGAUCGAGUCUCAGUCGCCGUCCAGCCGAGCAGAACUGGAUCUGAGCGUCGACCCAGCGUGGUCCAAACAGUCGAAGGCUCAGAUCGGCUUCGCCUCGUUUCACCAGAACGAACACAUGGAUGCCGACGCCUUCGGGCUGAAGCUGAUCAGCGUCUCGGGUUCCACCUCCACAGACUGUCAGCUGUCUGAAGGCAGCAGCUCGACGUUCGAGUACGAAGACGGCGGCGACAUGAUGAACUUCGGCCUCUACCGGGACCAGUCGGGCCGAUCGCAGCUCUGCAACGGGCAGCCGGGAGGCGGCGCCCGAGGAAAGCGCUUCAUCUGCUCCAUCUGCAGCAAGACGUACGCCACGUCGCAGAACCUGGACGUUCACAUGCGCAUCCACACAGGCCAGCGGCCGUUCAGCUGCGACCAAUGCGGCAAGAAGUUCACGCAGUCGGCUCACCUGAAGUCGCACCUGAGCGUCCACUCGGGCGAGCGACCGUACGGCUGCACGCUCUGCUCACGAAGCUUCAUCGUCAAAUACAGCCUGAAGCUCCACAUGAAGAAAUGUCACCCCAACGUCUAGAGGAACUGGAGUUCUGUAAAUAAAGAAAAGUUACGUAAAGUUUUUAUAACGGUUCGGUUCUUACAUGUGAUUAUUUCCAGUAAACUGAAGUUCUUUGGUUUUGUGUUAAAGACAUCUUAGAGAGUCGAUGUGGGCAUUUUUUAUUUUCACUUUUUUAACGUUUAUUGACCAAACAUUCAAAUGAAUGGCAGGUUGUAGCUCCUCAUUCAUCUGUUAGAAAAUCUGAUGUAGUUUAACAGUCAUGUAAAAAAAGCCAAACAAAUGAGUUUGUGUUGUUUUUAAUAAACAGCCUCUGAAAUAGUU